Messenger RNA from Chondrus crispus (carragheen), 1020 nucleotides. RefSeq lists its product as hypothetical. The transcript has a single exon. Bases 1 to 1020 code for a protein of 339 amino acids. Lineage: Eukaryota; Rhodophyta; Florideophyceae; Gigartinales; Gigartinaceae. The record is from RefSeq and is a predicted model, not a curated record.
AUGUCUUCCCCGUCCGCUUCACCACGCGGCUCGGACAUUUCCUUCUCCUCCGUCCAUAGCACCCUCUCCAAUUCCUCCCCGUCGAAACACCCACCCGUCUCUCUCACAGCUGACUCGCCUCCAUGCGUCUCGACCUCCACGAUAUCCCGCUCCUCUGCGUCCGCUUCCUCGACCAGCUCAACCUGCCCGACAUCACCUGUUUCGCCUGUCGCCACGUUUGCACAUAGCAUCUCGUCUCAUCUGCUGGAACCCAUCUCAUCCUCCGGCCUUCCGAAAGCUCGCGUCUUUGUGGAACGACGACCACAAACGGCAGCUGACUCAUCCGCUGACCGCCCUCGCGCCAAUUCUGCUCAUCCACGCCGUCUGCCGGGCUCAUACCGUCCUCAAUUGGCUAUCAACACUGUCCAGAGCACCCAUGCUAGGCGAGAUCCUCGAUGUGUUUCGGAUUUGCAUGAGGCCUUUCGCGCAAGGCGGGGUGCUGCGUGGGAGCCAGUAACUUCAUCUCUCCAAAGCGACGAGCCCCCCGUGUUGCGCGACGCAGAGACACUAUCAGAGGAAGCUCGCGGAUAUCUGAGCGAGGACGAUGCGUCUGUCCCGAGCUGGCUUCCCGAGGAUGAGAGACGGGACUGGACUUCAAGUGAGACGAUCGAACCAGAGGUCGACUUUGAAGACGAGGAGGAGACGCCUUCUCGUCAUGAUCCGUGCGAAGAAGAGGCGGUUGCAGCGAAAAAAUGGAUAGGAAGUUUGCGAAAUCUCAGUCACCUUGGGAGACGCGGUUCAAAGAAGGAAAAUUUGCCUAUGCGAGGCAGCAUUUUAGAUAUUCGGCCACCGACAGUGAGGGAGCGCUUCGGAGUGCGAAGCAAAAGGAGGAAAGGACGUGACUUUUGGGGUGAGAGAGAAUGCAACAAAGAGGACCGAGCUGACGAGUAUGUUGGGUUUUUGCUCAAGGCAGAUGUGAGACAGGAAAAGAAGGUCAAAAAGGUCCACUCGUGGCUACGGGUUUUCCGACGGUCCCAGUAA